This is a messenger RNA of Fusarium venenatum, 3204 nucleotides long. NCBI's taxonomy places the organism in Eukaryota, Fungi, Ascomycota, Sordariomycetes, Hypocreales, Nectriaceae. The record is from RefSeq and is a predicted model, not a curated record.
AUGUUAUCCUCUUUGCGACGAGUGUUCCGUUCUAAGACCGCUCUAGUUCAUGUUGAUGAGACACCUAUUCCUGAGCCAUCGCCACAACUUUUGCCCCGAACUCGAACAAAUCACUUGUACUCCGGUAUAAAGGUCCUCCAUAGUUCUAAAAAUGACGAUACUGAUAUCGUUUUUGUCCAUGGGCUUAAAGGAGACUGUCUAAAAACAUGGACAGGCAAAAGCUCAAAUGAGCCAUGGCCAAAAGCGCUCCUUCCGCUUGAGCUGGGUACUGCUCGUAUUCUUACUUACUCUUAUGAUGCAAUUGUCGUCAGCAAGGAUAAUGUUCCGUCACUGAACAGAAUCUCCAACCAUGCGUCUAAUCUCGUGGCGGCUCUUGCAUCGCUUCGACAGGGCGAUGACACAGUAAGUGUUGGAACCUCGUUGUUGGAUUCAACUAACAUACUCAGAACAAAAGACCCAUUAUCUUCGUUUGUCAUAGUCUGGGUGGACUUGUGUCCAUCCCAACUUCUUUCGCCCAUCCACUUACACAGAAACCAGGCACUUGUAGCAGCAAAACAGCGAUCCGAGCAACAUCUACAAGACAUUGCAAACUUCACCCGGGGAGUCAUAUUUCUUGGGACUCCACAUCACGGAUCAAGUCUCGCCAAGAUGGGAGAGCUGGUUUCACGCUCUGUCGGAAUGAUUAAAGACACGAAUAGUGACAUUGUCCAAGUUCUCACACCAGAUUCGGAGGUCUUGGCUCGAAUUAAGGACAGCUUCCAAGCUCUUGUCAUGACUCGCAGCAAAACUGAAACCAAUACGAUAGAAAUCACAUGUUUCUAUGAGGAAUUGCCCAAGAAGGGAGUAGGACUGGUCGUCCCGAAGCAUUCCGCCAUACUUCCCGGGUAUAUCUCGAUUGGAAUCCAUAAGAACCACUCGGAUAUGACCAAGUUUAAUACUGCGGAUGAGCCUGGUUUCGUUGCUAUAUGUGGCGAGCUCAAGCGUUGGAUCAAUAAGAUACAACGGUCUCAGGGAAAUUUUCAGAAGAAACAAGUAGCGCAUUGUCUCGUACCAUACUCUUAUAAUCCAGAUUUUGUUGGGAGAUCCGAGACCCUCGAACUGCUCAAGACCCAGCUUGGCCAUAUAGGCACUGGCAGCCAAAGCAAGACCCAUCGAAGAGCCGCACUCCAUGGGCUUGGCGGGGUUGGGAAAACCCAGAUUGCACUGGCUUAUUCGCGAUGGCUACAAGGUGUCUCCAAAACCACAUCGGUUUUUUGGGUCCAUGCCAGUAGUACUGAGCGAUUCUCAGAAGCGUAUAAUAAGAUCGCCAAAGCAUGCAAGAUACCUGGUCAUGAUGACCCGAGUUUUGAUGCCUUGUCUACUGUCAAGGAUUGGCUCGAAAGUGAUGAAAGCGGACAAUGGAUGAUGAUCGUUGAUAACGCUGACAAUAUGCAACUAUUCUUCCCACAACAAGCCGAUUUGCCAAAUUCCAAGUCUGGUGAAGAGGAAGACAGCCUUGCGAAAUUCAUACCAGAGUGUGUGCAUGGCACUGUCCUUGUCACAACGAGGAACAUGCAAGUGGGAUCAAGGCUAUUAAAGGGCAAGCGUCCUAUUGAAGUGGGCAAAAUGGACGAGUAUGAGGCGACUCAGCUCUUGCGACAAGGACUACACCAUGGAGACGAGUAUUUGGAGACUCUUUUACAACUGUCGUCCCGAUUGGAAUUCCUCCCACUUGCACUAGUCCAGGCAGCUGCUUUCAUACAGGAGAACUGUAUUACAGUUGAUGAAUACCUCGAACUGCUUAACGGCAGUGAGGAUGAUAUCAUACAACUACUAGAUGAAGAGUUCGAGGCCGUGGGUAGAGACUCAGAUACCCCUCGUGCCGUCGCACAGACCUGGAUGCUAUCUUUUCAGCAGAUUGAGAAACAGUACCCCUUCGCCGCUGAAGUUUUAUCCUUGAUGAGCUUGUUCGAUCGGCAAGCUAUACCUUUAGAGUUCCUCGAGUUCUACGGUGAAGAUAAGAAGCGCGCAGAGUCCAACAUCAGGAUGCAACUUGUCAAAGCACUUGGAGUUCUUAAAGCAUUUUGUUUCAUUCGCGCUGAGAGAGGUGGCGAUCACAACAUGCAUCGUCUUGUGCAGUUGGUGACGCGAACUUGGCUGUCCAGGAAAGGCAGAUUGGCUGGGUUCGCUAGGGAAGCUAUGGAAGCCGUCUCAGAUUUCUAUCCAUACGCCGACUUUGAGGAUAUUCCGGUAUGCACCGCAUAUCUUGCACAUGCAUAUUCUGUGCUUGACGCACAAAAGACAGAAUCGGACGAAGAUAGGCUCCUCAGGGCAUCACUACUUCACAGAGUCGCAUCAUUCUGCAGAUAUCAGAGUCGAUUGUCCGAAGCGGAGAGACUACAACGAGAGGGACUCCAGAUUCGAAAGGAGUUGCUUGGAGACGACCACUUAGAGACCCUAGUCCUUACCUCUGACCUUGGAUCAACUUUAGGGAAACAAGGCCGAUGGGAAGAAGAAGGAAGGCUCUUUAUGCUCGUCUUAGAAACAUGGAAGCGACUUAGAGGCGAAGAGUACCACGAAACCCUCGAUGCCAUGAACAACCUUGCUGUGAACUAUCACGCGCAAGGCAAAACGAACGAAGCCAGAGAGUUGCACACACAUGCUUUUGAGGUUAGGAAACGUGUACUUGGGGCAGAUCACGUUGACACGAUCCGAUCACUGGAUAACCUCGCAACGUUAUUCGAAGGGAAAGAAGCAGAGGAGAUGCAAAGAACGGCGGUAGAAGCUAAAAUCAGAAUUUACGGCGAGGAGCAUCCCGAAACACUCCACAGCAAAGGAAAUCUAUCUUCAACGCUCGCUGAUCUAGGCGAGCUGGGAAAAGCCGAGGAGAUCCGAAUAGAAGUUCUGGAAGUCAGCAAAAGAGUCCUCGGCGAAGAACACUCCUUCACUUUGGGGAGCAUGUACAAUCUUGGUGCUAUUUGGACAUUGUUUGGAAAGGUAUUUAUGGAUGAUAGACAUUUGUAUCCUGAUGUAGAUAUGCUUGGGGAUGCGAAGAAGUUAUUGCAGGAGUGUGUCCGGCUGCGGACAAAGGUACUUGGGGCUGAUCAUUUUGAUACUCUGGAUGUAUGUGAGCGUCUGAAGGACUGUGAAGAGGCAAUAGAAAUGGCGGAUAGGCUUGAUGCCAAUGCGAAGGCAGUUGAUGUAAAUAGUCAGGUGGAAGUUUAG